AUGGACAUCGACAGCUCCUCCGCCCCCCGUCCCGAACGCGCCGACUCGCCCCCUCGUGCCCGCCGCCCCGAAUACGAAGCCAGCUACACCCUAACCGGCCACACGCUCGGCGUCUCCGCCAUCAAGUUCUCCCCCGACGGCAAAUGGCUUGCCAGUAGCUCCGCCGACAAGACGCUCAAGAUCUGGCACGCCAAAACCGGCAAAUACGAACAAACCUUCCACGGGCACCUCGCGGGGAUCUCCGACCUCGACUGGUCCCCCGACUCCCUAACCCUCGUCUCCGGCAGCGACGACAAGACCAUCCGCCUCUGGGACGUGCAAGCCUGCAAAUCCAUCAAGCUUCUGCGGGGCCACCACAACGCCAUCUACUCCGUCUCGUUCUCGCCGCGCGGCAACAUCGUCGCCAGCGGGUCCUACGACGAGGCCGUGCGCCUGUGGGACAUCCGCUCCGGGCGCUGCAUGAAGACGCUCCCCGCGCACAGCGAUCCGGUGAGCGGCGUGCACUUUAAUAGGGAUGGCACGCUGAUUGUGAGCUGCUCGCAUGAUGGGCUGAUCCGCGUGUGGGAUGUGAGUACGGGGCAGUGUCUGAGGACCAUUGUGGAGGAGGAUAAUGCCCCGGUGAUGGGGGUGCGGUUUAGCCCCAAUGGGAAGUAUUUGGUGGCGGGCACGCUGGAUAGCUGUGUGAGGCUGUGGGAUUAUCAUAGGGGCAAGUGUCUGAAGACGUAUAUGGGGCACCGGAAUGAGAAGUAUAGUAUUACGCCGGCGUUUGUGGUGGGCGGUGGGGGCAGCUUUGUGGUUGCGGGCUCGGAGGACUCGGACGUGUAUCUGUGGGAUGUGCAGAGCAAGGACGUGGUGCAGAUCCUGAUUGGCCAUGACGAUGUCGUGCUUGGUGUUGCGGCGCAUCCCACGGAGAAUAUUGUGGCCAGCUGCGGCCUGGAUCGGACUAUCAGGAUAUGGAUUGACGAGAGCUGCCUGACUGACUGA
Molecule: messenger RNA, 984 nt
Organism: Morchella sextelata
Lineage: Eukaryota; Fungi; Ascomycota; Pezizomycetes; Pezizales; Morchellaceae
Exons: 3
Coding region: 1-984 (327 amino acids)
Molecular function (GO): protein binding
Source: RefSeq, a predicted model, not a curated record